This is a messenger RNA of Penicillium griseofulvum, 405 nucleotides long. RefSeq names its product 60S ribosomal protein uL24. Gene Ontology annotation, biological process: ribosomal large subunit biogenesis; cytoplasmic translation. Gene Ontology annotation, molecular function: structural constituent of ribosome; RNA binding. Bases 1 to 405 code for a protein of 134 amino acids. The record is from RefSeq and is a predicted model, not a curated record. Lineage: Eukaryota; Fungi; Ascomycota; Eurotiomycetes; Eurotiales; Aspergillaceae. The transcript has 5 exons. Gene Ontology annotation, cellular component: cytosolic large ribosomal subunit; ribosome.
AUGGCUGUCCGAACCCACGGUAUCGCCUCUUCGCGGAGCAAGUCUCGCAAGGCACACUUCCAGGCCCCCUCCAGCGAGCGCCGUGUCAUUCUCAGCGCCCCCGUCUCCAAGGAACUCAAGGAGAAGUACGGAAUCCGCUCCAUUCCCAUCCGCAAGGACGACGAAGUCGUUGUUGCCAGAGGUUCGCAGAAGGGCCGUGAGGGCAAGAUCACCAACGUCUACCGUCUCAAGUUCUCCAUCUUCGUCGAGAAGAUCGUUCGUGACAAGAGCAACGGCCAGAGCGUUCCCAUCCCCCUCCACCCCUCCAAGGUCGUCAUCACCAAGCUGCACCUCGACAAGGACCGUGAGCAGAUCAUUGAGCGCAUCGCUAAGGGUCGUGAGGCUGUUAAGAGCAAGUCGACUUAA